Molecule: messenger RNA, 555 nt
Organism: Alligator sinensis (Chinese alligator)
Lineage: Eukaryota; Metazoa; Chordata; Crocodylia; Alligatoridae
Product: CUB and sushi domain-containing protein 3-like
Exons: 5
Coding region: 1-555 (184 amino acids)
Source: RefSeq, a predicted model, not a curated record
AUGUUGCUGCCUGCUACUGCAUGGGACUUUGCUUUCAUUGGUGACCUGUUUGGGGUGGAGGAGGGUGUCCCUUUAAAUGCAGGCCUGAUGGCCAGGUUGGAGACCAGCAGAGGCAGGACCAGGAGCAUUAAAGCCAGGCUGGGGCUGGCUGGUGGGCAGAGGGGGCUCUGCUUGGGCGCCAGGUGGCUGGGACUCCUCGUUGUGGGGCUGGCUGGGCUUGCUGCCAGCCAGGAGCAGGAAGAGCUCCCAGACACGUACUGGUCCGGCACGGCCCCGCUGUGCCUUGGGGGGUGCAAGGGGAAGCACAAGGAGCUGAAGAGGAGCCUGUGCGGGAACGGCAGCUGCUGCUGGCUGGGGUACAAGUCCUUCUGCCGAGUGAACUGCGGGCGGCCUGAAGCAGACUUCAACUCCGUGGUGUACGGCAACGACUGGUGGGUGGGCUCCGUGGUGCGCUACGCCUGCCGCCCCGGGUUCCUGCUGCUGGGGGACCCGGCCAGCGCCUGCCAAGCUGACGGCCGCUGGACGCCCAAGCCCUCCUGCCUCCCGCCCCAGUAA